GGAGAGGGGGGUGGUGUAAAGUGGGUGCAGGGCGGACGUUCCGUCGGGUUUGACUGUCCCCCCCAGGCUCCCGUUUCUUGGUAACCAUGGCGGCGGCUGCCACCGAGACCCUGAAUUUCAAUGUCGGGGUGCUGGGUCACAUCGACAGCGGCAAGACGGCGCUGGCUCGGGCCCUGAGCACCACGGCCUCCACCGCGGCCUUCGACAAGAAUCCUCAGAGCCGGGAGAGGGGCAUCACCCUGGACCUGGGCUUCUCCUCCUUCUGCCUGCCCGUCCCGGAGCACCUCAGGCCGCACGGAGACUACACCAGGCUGCAGGUGACACUGGUGGACUGCCCCGGGCAUGCCUCCCUCAUCAGGACCAUCAUUGGAGGUUCCCAGAUCAUUGAUCUGAUGAUGCUGGUAAUUGAUGUGACAAAGGGCAUGCAGACACAGUCUGCGGAAUGUCUGGUGAUUGGUGAAAUUACGUGUCCCCGGAUGGUGGUGAUCCUGAACAAGAUCGAUCUCCUACCAGAGGCAAAGAAACAAGCAGCGAUUGACAGAAUGACGAAGAAAAUGCAGAAGACGUUGGAGAAUACAAGGUUUAACGGAUGCCCCAUCAUUCCUGUUGCUGCCAAGCCUGGAGGACCCGAUGCCCCAGAGACAGAAACUCCGCAGGGUAUUUCAGAACUUAUUGAGCUCCUGAUAUCACAGACAUACAUGCCAAAACGUGAUCCCUCUGGAACCUUCCUCAUGGCUGUGGACCACUGUUUCUUGAUCAAGGGUCAGGGCACAGUGAUGACGGGUACCAUCCUCUCUGGAUCUGUCAGUGUUAACGACAGUGUGGAGAUUCCGUCCCUUAAGGUUAACCGAAAGGUCAAGUCCAUGCAGAUGUUCCAUAAGCCAGUGAACACUGCCAUCCAAGGUGACCGAGUAGGGAUCUGUGUCACUCAGUUUGAUCCCAAACAGCUUGAGCGGGGCCUGGUCUGUGCCCCAGAGUCUCUGCGUACAUUAAAUGCCGCUAUUAUCUCCGUGAAGAAGAUUCCUUAUUUCAAAGGAUUAGUCCACACCAAAGCUAAGUUCCACAUCACUGUUGGCCAUGAAACGGUCAUGGGAAGGGUGACAUUCUUCAGUCCCGCCCCUGAGGAUUUUGAGAGCGAGCCUGUGAUGAAUUGCUUUGUCUUUGACAGAGAAUAUCUCUAUCAGGAAGAAUACCUAUUGCAAGCCAAGGGCAUUGGCGUUGAUAAAAGCUUGGCCAAUGACCAAGUUGAGGGAAGCCAGGUGCCCAGGCAGCAGUGGGCCCUGUUGGAGUUUGAGAAACCCGUGACGUGCCCCAGGCUGUGCCUCGUAAUCGGUUCCAAGCUGGAUACUGACAUCCACGCCAAUACCUGCAGGCUUGCUUUUCAUGGUGUCUUGCUGGAAGGUUUUGAGGAGAAAAACUACGCAGAGGUCUCUCUGCCCAAGCUUAAGGUCUUCAAGCUGAAACACAAAGAUGGGCAAGUGGAAAGGGUCUCAGAUGAUUAUAAUGUCAUCGGCCGCUCCCUGUUCAAGAAAGAGACGAACAUGCAGCUGUUUGUUGGGAUGAAGGUUAAACUCUCAACAGGAGAAGCUGGAGUGAUUGAAGGAGGCUUUGGGCAGAGUGGAAAAUUUAAAAUCAGAAUCCCAGAUGGACUUACCGCAGAAACCAAGCAGCAGCUCUCAGCAUCAAGCAAGAAAAAAUCGAAAGGAGGGAAGGGCGACAUGACAAAAACCGAUGAAGGGAAGAGUGAAACACACCCCAUAAUUAUCACCUUGGCCUUUAAGAGAUAUUUAUUUGACCCACAGAAGAAAAUGAUACAGUCUUAAAGUGUCCGGAGGUGGGACACAGUUUAAAACAAAAAAAUUCUCUCAAGUCUCCUUGCCUUAAAGCUUUUUAUUCUGGGGACGUUUUUUUUUUGUGUGGUUUCUGAAGGAAUAAAAUCAAAAUUAAUCUGAAA
Messenger RNA from Carcharodon carcharias (great white shark), 1954 nucleotides. It is a transcript of the gene eefsec, whose product is annotated as eukaryotic elongation factor, selenocysteine-tRNA-specific. Gene Ontology annotation, biological process: selenocysteine incorporation. Gene Ontology annotation, molecular function: GTPase activity; GTP binding; translation elongation factor activity. The record is from RefSeq and is a predicted model, not a curated record. The transcript has 7 exons. The coding region runs from base 87 to 1823 and encodes 578 amino acids. NCBI's taxonomy places the organism in Eukaryota, Metazoa, Chordata, Chondrichthyes, Lamniformes, Lamnidae.